Sebastes umbrosus (honeycomb rockfish) is the source of this 1208-nucleotide messenger RNA. It is a transcript of the gene haao, whose product is annotated as 3-hydroxyanthranilate 3,4-dioxygenase. Bases 79 to 942 code for a protein of 287 amino acids. NCBI's taxonomy places the organism in Eukaryota, Metazoa, Chordata, Actinopteri, Perciformes, Sebastidae. The record is from RefSeq and is a predicted model, not a curated record. Gene Ontology annotation, biological process: 'de novo' NAD+ biosynthetic process from L-tryptophan; quinolinate metabolic process. The transcript is spliced from 10 exons. Gene Ontology annotation, cellular component: cytoplasm. Gene Ontology annotation, molecular function: iron ion binding; 3-hydroxyanthranilate 3,4-dioxygenase activity.
CAGUUACAUUGUUCAGACCAGUCCGACCAGCAGCAGACCAGUUAGAGAGGUUUAAUACUGCAGCACAACGUUUAGAAAAUGAGCAUCAGACCUCCUCUUGUGAAUGUCGAUCUUUGGAUUGAAGAGAACAAAGAUGAUUUCCUGCCACCAGUGUGCAACAAGCUCAUGCACUUUUCCCAAUUGAAUAUCAUGUUUGUUGGAGGUCCUAAUACCAGGAAAGAUUAUCACAUCGAGGAAGGGGAGGAGCUGUUCUACAUGGUGAAGGGGGACAUGUGUCUGAAGGUGAUAGAAAAUGGCAACCACAAGGAUGUGCACAUCAAGGAGGGGGAGAUGUUCCUGCUGCCGGCUCGGAUCCCCCACUCCCCCCAGAGACAGGCCAACACCGUGGGACUGGUGGUGGAGAGGAGACGGCUGCUGACUGAGACCGACUGCCUGAGGUACUACGUAGACAACACCACUGAUCCGCUGUUUGAGAAAUGGUUUUACUGUCAGGAUCUUGGAAUCCAACUGGUGCCAAUAAUCACAGAGUUCAUGGCAUCAGAGCAGGCCAAAACAGGAAGGCCUGAUCCAAAUGAAGUCUUCAGAGUACCUCCGUUCCAGAUGAACACCAUGAACGUGAUGUCACCUUUCUCCUUCAAAGACUGGCUGGACAAACAGAGGCCAUCCCUGGCCAGCGGCAAACCCGUCGACGUGUUCGGAGCUCAGUUUGAGACAGAGGUGAUGGUGUUUGGACCUGGGCGGACAGAGACCUCAGUGUGGCCAAGUGAAGUGUGGAUUUGGCAACUGGAGGGAUCCUCAAGAGUAACUAUGGGGGAGCAGGAGUCCAGUCUUUCUGCAGGAGACAGUUUACUCAUUCCUGAACAGAGCCAGUACCAGUGGCAGAGAGAUGAGGGGACUGUUGCCCUGUUGGUGGCCCAAAACCCUGAGCGGAAGAGACCCUGACCAUCACAUGCCAAGUCAAACACACAUUAAAUAUGUAGUAUUCUGUAUACGUGGGGAGGAAAACUCAAUACAGGUGUGGUAAUGAAAAGUACAAGCUGUACGUAUAAUAAAUCAAAAGCACUAAUUUAAGUUACAAGCUUCUGCUUUGUGUUAAUGAAAGUGAACAUUGACCCAUUUCAGUAUUGAUAAGCUGUUGAAAUUAAAACUGUAAAUUGCACUUAUGAGAGAAAUCAAAUAAAUAAGAGAUAGAAUUGUGAUUAUCUUAA